UUGUAAUUUAAUGUUGUCUUUGAAACAGAUUGACGUUGACUUUGUCAAUCAAAUCUUCAAACUAGUUCAAAGUCAAACUGACAAGUAACAAUAAUAAGAAAAAGAAAACAAUAGUUCACUAAACUUUAUUUGAGGGAAAUGUAUGUUUCUGUGUAGCUCUGAAAGAAUGUAUUCUGUGUUUUCCUGAAUGUGAAUAUGCCAAUUAUAAUUCAACGCAAUAAACAUAAUAAUAUAAUUUAAAUAAAACAUUUUUCGUAUAAUAUUACUUCUCGGCAUUUCAACGACCCAUGUUAAAGAAAUGUGAAAGUUCUAUCCAUCACUGCAAACAUUCCCGUUACAUGGAAUUGGAUUUAAUAUAUUCGACGUCAAAAUUUUUUUGGUUUCAUUUGAUCGACUGUAAAACUACAUAAAAAUGCGUCGUGCCAAAGGAUAUCAGGAUUUAGAUGAGAGUGGAAUUGCGGUUCGGUCUUUAGCGCCACCGAUGCCGCCUCCACAAGAAAUUGAAAUGGCCUCAGUAACUGUAGUCCCUGACGACACAUUCACAGUAACACAAGCUGUAAAUGCUCUAGGUUUCGGUUGGUUCCAAGUGAAGCUAUCAUUAUGCACAGGGCUCUGUUGGAUGGCAGACUCAAUGGAGAUGACAAUUCUAAGUAUACUGUCACCAGCUUUACACUGCGAAUGGAAUAUAAGCAAAUACCAACAAGCUCUCACUACCACAGUUGUAUUCAUGGGUAUGAUGCUAAGCUCAACAUUCUGGGGAAACAUUAGUGAUAGAUAUGGCAGAAAAACUGCUCUUAGUAUGUGUGGCGUGCUCCUGUUUUACUAUGGCCUGCUUAGCUCAAUAGCACCAAAUUUUCUUUGGUUACUCUUUUUAAGAGGCUUAGUUGGUUUUGCUAUUGGAUGUGUGCCCCAGUCUGUCACGUUGUAUGCUGAAUUUUUGCCAACCAAACAAAGAGCCAAAUGUGUAGUAUUGUUGGAUUGUUUCUGGGCGUUAGGAGCAUGUUUAGAAGUGGCACUCGCAUUAGUCGUUAUGCCGACUCUCGGCGUUCACUGGCUACUCGCUCUGUCUACAAUACCCUUGCUUAUGUUCGCACUCAUAUGCCCUUGGCUGCCAGAGUCGGCUCGAUUUCAUGUGGCUAGCGGGGAAGCUGAUAAAGCACUUGCUACUCUUGAACAAAUUGCACAAGACAACGGUCGACCCAUGUUACUUGGGCGUUUGGUGUGCGAUGAUUCUGUGGGCAUAGGUCAACGGGGAAGAUUGAAGCACUUGCUCAUACCGCAUCUGAGGAAUACUAGCCUUCUGCUGUGGUUUAUAUGGAUGUCCUGUGCCUUCUGUUACUACGGCUUAGUCCUGAUGGCGACAGAGUUGUUCGAAUCGAAUCCUGGUGGACUGGAGGAAGCGUGUGCCGCUGACUGCAGGCCGCUUCAGACGACAGAUUACAUGGACCUAUUGUGGACUACACUAGCAGAGUUCCCGGGUAUUUUCGCGACAAUAUUCAUUAUCGAGAAAUUCGGUCGCAAACGAACAAUGGCGACGCAGUUCAUAAUAUUCGCUUUGUGCGUCUGCGUGUUGAUUUAUAACUCUGAUCGAACAUUCCUCACUUGCAUUUUGUUCCUGGCUCGGGGUAUUAUAGCUGGACUCUUCCAAGCGGCCUAUGUUUACACUCCAGAGGUGUACCCCACAGCGCUGAGAGCGACAGCGGUGGGCGCGUGCAGCGGGGUCGCUCGACUGGGAGCCAUGAUCACGCCCUACGUGGCACAGGUGUUACUAAAGAACUCGGUGGCUAUAGCGACCGGGGUGUACGCAUUGGCGGCGGUCUUAGCUGCCUUUGCCUGUCUCGCUCUACCCAUCGAGACGAAAGGGAGAGAGAUGCGAGACACAGUGACGACAGCUUCUUAAAAAAUCUCCCUAGGUCUGUACAUUAUCGACAUCGGAGCCUGAAAUGCGAAGCAUGUUUAAAAAAACAUAUCCCUAAAUUAAUCUUAAAGUUUCCAUAGGGCGUUAAAUUUCUACUUUAAUUUUAAAAAAUUGGUAUACAAAUUUUUUACCUUCAUACUGUUUGUUACAUGGUCAUCACAUAAAGUGGGUGAUAAGAUAAAGUUCAAUUUGAGAUUUUCAAUAGGAAAAAAAAUCUACUAGUGAUGUCGAGAACUAAAUCCGUUCAAUUAACAUUGUUGGAAAAAUAAUUAAGCGAAUAAGAAAAAUAAUCAUGAAAUAAAAUAAAAAUAAUUAAGUAGGGCUGCACCAUAAGAAAACAUUAUAAUGCAACGUACUAUAAAUACUUACCGAAUACUUAGUCCAACGGCUAAUAUAUAUCUCACAAUGUCAUUUUGAAAGGAAUGUUCUCACAUGCUACCUUUACCUAACAAUUGGUAAACAUGUUUUUUUUUAAUAUUGUGUUAAUAAAUAUUCGACAUUCGAAUCUCGAGAAUAGUUUUGAUAAUAUUCAAUAUUUAUGUGAAGGUAAUGAGUGUUGUUAUACAAAAAAUAAUGUUUGCUCAAUGAUCGAAAUUGGACAAUAAUCACUGACAGCUAAUGAUUUACAUUAAUUCAAUGUUUAACAUUUUUAUGUAUAACAUUUCUUCAACGGUUCUUCAGUGUUUUGUCCUUUGGCUUGUUUAACGAAAUUUUCGGUCUAGCAACCCUGACUGCAGUACCAGUGAUAUAAAAUAAGUACAUCCCGAAUAUGUAUGUACUUAUUUUAGUCUCGAUACGUGAUUCCAGCAUCCAUACUCAGAAGAAUGAACGUGAAUGGUUUUAAAACAUAUUUAUCACUAUGCAUAAGCCGAAAGUAAAUUUAGAAUUUCUUUAAUUAAACGACUAAGUGACUGAUUGAAUAAUACUCUCUAUCAAAAUUAAAUAUACAUUCGAUUUAUGCGGUGUUGCAAUAAAAUGAAAUUUCCUUUUUUUGUAACUAUCGGUGUACCCUUAAAUCGAUGUCGGCUAAGUCAUUGGAAAAAAACUAGGGUUGGUUCGAAUACAGGAAUUUAUAGGAUACUUACAUAAACGUAACUUUGACAGUAUAAAAGCUAGAUUUAAAAAAAAAAAACAUUAUGCAGUGCCUUGAAAUGAUAUUGAAUAAAAAAUUGUACUUACUUAAAAAAUCUUAAAGUAUUAUGUUUACUAUAUGAACUCAAAUAAUAUUAAGUUCAGAGCAAAUCAUUUAAAAUUAAGAGUUAAGAAAGGAAUAUUUUAAACUCACCAAUAUUGCAUUUCAUUCUUAGGUUUUUAUUUUAACUCUAAAAGACUGCGAACUAAUUUAAGAUAAAAAUAAUAAUACGUAACAUUCGUUCCGUAGUUAAAACAUUAAACUGUUUUUGCUUGUGUUUUGUAAGAUAUAUUAUUAUGUAUAAUAUUUACUGAACUUCUACGGGGCAAAAGUUGGUACCGUCGAUUUUAAUUGUAAAAUUUAUGUUACACCAAAACGACUGUGAAAUGGACUGUCGUAACUUCGUUCGUAAAAAUAUACAUUUUUAUUACAAGUACGUACUUAAUUUAAGCUUUAACUUUCUUUCGUUUUUUUUUUUAAUAAAUGUAUUAAGAUGUUCAUACUUUUAACAAUACAAUAAACCAGGAGAAACGCUCUUUCUAAACUGUACCGUGCAAUGUCUUAGGUUCAAUAACGUGCCUCAUGUUUUUGAGAGUUUAUUUACAAGAUCGCGUAAUUUGUAAUCCUCAACUAUUAUUAUACUAUUUUUAUUUUCCCUACUGAUUCGCUAGUAGAUCAUAGAUAUAUAAUAAUUAAGACUAGUUUGACUUUUCGUACUUUCGAGUUUAAAUCAUAAUUAUUUAAAAAAAAAAAACUUUGACAGAAAUUGCCUUUUUCCAAGAAAUCCUUUCUCUUACAGAAUGAGAAUCAAAAACUUCUCUAUAUGAAAUAAUACCUUAAUUUACAUAUAUCAUAAUUAACUUUCCUUCGCUGUGUGUUCAAAAUAAUCACUUAUGUCUAUAUGUUUAAGAUCUCAUUUUUGCUGUCAUGGAACAAAUUUAUUUUUCUCUUCUCGACCCUAGGUACAUUUUGAUAAAAUCAGUAAUCGUCAUUUAGUACGAAAAUCAAACUAAAAUUAACAACUGACUGACAUUCGCUAGGAAAUAGUGAACUCUAUAAACGAGCUUGUUUUAUUGAUAAACUCGCAGUAGGCUUUUGUCAGAUAUAACUUUAAGGUCAGUCGAAACAGAAUUAGUAUGUACACUUUUGUUGUCAUUACUGGGUCCAUGGGCGGCGAUGUCUACUUACCAUUAGAUAGUUUACUGGUGGUAGGACCACUUGUGAGUCCGCGCGGGUAGGUACCACCACCCCGCAGUAAUGCGUUUCGGUUUGAAGGGUGGGGCUGCCGUUGUAACUAUACUUGAGACUUUAAACUAAUAUCUCAAGGUGGGUGGCGCAUUUACGUCGUAGAUGUCUAUGGGCUCCAGUAACCACUUAACACCAGGUGGGCUGUGAGCUCGUCCACCCAUCUAAGCAAUAAAAAAAGGUAAAUCGUAAGCUCGUCUGCCUACGAAGAAAAUAAAAGCAAUACCUAAUAUAAUUUAAGAUCAUGUUAACCUAAAGAUGAAUUUUUGAUAACCGACGGUAAAGGAAACCGAGAAAGUCUGGAUAAUAAGUGCAAUAUUUUUCUUUUUAAUGCCGUGUUCUUAUUUAGACAUUUAAUCUGUGAUCCCGUCUUGUUCACUGUAGGUACAAACAUGACGCAACAUGCGACACAUAUUUAAAAAAAAAAAUAUUUUUCUUACACGCUGAUUGAUUAAAAUUGUAAAAUUAAACCGGUGUAUUGUGCGCUUUCGUACCUGGUUUGUUGUAUUUUCUAUGUUAUUUAUUGUGAUUAAUUUCUAGUAUGUUAUGUAACUACCGUCUGUAUACUUAAAUGGAACUCCUAAGUCUAAACGAUUCAGUUUUUUUUUCAUGUAGGUAGUUCAUAAGGAACAAAGUUCUAAAAUACUCAAAACAUCCGUCCUUGUACCUAUAAUGUAUCCGUCCUUUGAUGUUUUCAUCGCAUUAAUAGUUUUAAACAAUUCCUGCACAGCUUUAUAUUAAAUAUUAUUUCUAUAGACGUUCGCCUUAAGUAAUUAAUGUAAUUCUGAAUAGACUUCACAAUAAAAGCAAAUUAUUUCUAUCAGAUAAUGAUUACACUCAAACAUCCUCUAAUUAAUCAAAUUUUGACAUGCAUUGAAUGCCCUGAUUAAUAUUAUUGUGACGUCUGUAGAAUUUUUAUUAAGGAAAUUAUUAAUUUAUCUAUAUCACAAAUGAAAGUCGGAUAAGGUGUAAUUUUAUUAAAGAUAUCAAUGUAUAAUCAAUGUUUCUUCUUGACACAAAACACGUAGCUUAGGGAUUUUGGAGAUAUUUAUUAUGAUUAUUUAAGCUUUAUACAAUAUUAUCGUGAUCGGAUCAUGAUUAUUACACCAAAUAUUUUAUCAAUUAAUUAACCUUUGUGAUGUUUAAUUUAUACUUUUUUAAAUAAAAUGUUAACAAAUA
This is a messenger RNA of Bombyx mori (domestic silkworm), 5474 nucleotides long. Its product is annotated as synaptic vesicle 2-related protein. The transcript has 13 exons. Gene Ontology annotation, cellular component: membrane. Gene Ontology annotation, biological process: transmembrane transport. Gene Ontology annotation, molecular function: transmembrane transporter activity. NCBI's taxonomy places the organism in Eukaryota, Metazoa, Arthropoda, Insecta, Lepidoptera, Bombycidae. The coding region runs from base 413 to 1900 and encodes 495 amino acids. The record is from RefSeq and is a predicted model, not a curated record.